AUAUAUGGAUAGCGACUGAACCAUUUUUAGAAAACAAUGGACUUUGAUCUGCGAUGGGAAGUCUUGAACUUCUUCUAAGCUCUACCACCAAAAGGAAAUUGUGGAUUAGAAUCGAGAAGGAUUAAAGAACGGGGGAAAGAAUAUAAGGAUGAGAAUGAAUGGCAACUUCAGAACUUUGAACUAUGAUUUCGGACUUUAAAAUAUGAUUGGGAACUCGGAAUUGUCAUGUAUAGUCUUACUGGAAGAAGAAGAAGCGACACCUUGCUUUGAUCCUUUACUGGGAAAUUAUCAAAGUACAUGGAAAUAUUCAAAGCACAAAAACAUUUUAGAAUGAUUAGAAUGGUAACAGCAGUUAUGAUAAAAGCUAAUAGAGAGCAUUUCCAGAUAGUAUUCUCAAACCAGUGUUUGUGUCGAACAGACAGGCAGCGAGUUAAAGGUUUAACAAUCUAACAGCCACUGGCAAACUAAUCUACAGCAGUUACCAAAUUGAAAAGAGUGGGAGGACCCGGAGAACCCGGAGAAAACGGAGAAAACACACAGACACGCGGGGAGAACAUGCAAACUCCAUGCAGAAAGACCCUUGUUCCAACUGGGGCUCGAACCUGGGUCUUGAACCUGGGUCUCUCUCAACUCUCAAAAGAUCACAAAGACAUGAAGUUAACCUACUAGAGGCACCAUGGCAUCACUUUGCAGCCCUUUCUGGGUUUUCAGUUGUCGCCACCAUUCAAACGCAGCACUCUGGUCUUGGAUCUCUCUGCGUCAGCUUGGCCGUAGCGUUUCCAAAAACCUUAGUUCUACAUACAGUACAGAAGCAUGGAUGCCAGUGGAGGUUCCCUCCCAGACUACAUCAACCCCACCACGUUUCCUGCCAAACUGUGGCGUCUGGUGAACAACCCCACCAAAACAUCCAUCUGCUGGGACCUCCUCGGCGAGUCCAUUGUCGUUCAUCAGGAGCUCUUUGAGUUGCAGGUCCUGUCUGGCCCCAGCAGUUGCACGUCGAGCAAUUCUGACAACUUUAAAACAAACAAGUUCUGCAGCUUUGUUCGUCAGCUCAACCUGUACGGCUUCAAGAAAACCACUCAGCUCGUCAAAGUCAACUCGUCGCCCAUUGGCGGUACGUUUCAUCGCUAUUUCCACAAAAACUUCAAGCGAAACCACCCCGAGCUCGUUGGAGCUCUGAGGAGACUCACUGCAGACAACAGGACCAAGCUGAGUGCCGGUCAGGAGGUGAGCAGCAGGUCCUGGGCUCGACCCAGCGGAGGUGGCGGCAGCGACGGAGAUGUGAAGAAAGAAAUUAUAGUUCUGAGCCCCACAAAUCAAAUGUUAACUCAUCCUCACAAAGCUCAGGCUUGGACAGCGCCCAAUGUCCCAACUCCAGCCCCACCGCUAUACCCGAUGGGGGGCCAUGCUGAUGGUGCAGCUCCACCAGCUUUACCGAUAUCUUCAACCCACCCCUCUACUGGAGUGGCCUCAUGCUCGAACACUGUGUACAUCCAGCAGGCUUUACCCCCCUGCACUAACCACGGAGGUGCUACUUUUAUCAGUUAUAAUCCUUGUUCUACACAGUUUCAGCCUGGCUUCUAUUCUCCGUUUUUUCAAUAUUACCAUCCGAAUCUUGUGGCAUCACAUGUGGCAGGGAAUGGGCUUCAGGUCACGCCGUUCUCUCCCCAAGUUUACUAUCAGAUUGCUGAUGAAUUGACACCAAUUCAAUCCAGUAACUGCCCUGUUAAAGUGGAGCUCCCAGAGCAGCAGGCACGCUCCGUGAUAGAGCGCAGUAACCAGGGAAGCAACAUGAAAGCUAACACUUCAUAUGCUGUACUCGAGGUUAUCACUGAUGGUGAAAAUAACACUGAGGGCAUGAAGGCCGAAGAUGAAGACCCUCACCGUGACCCCAGCACCAACACGCCAACCAUUAAGAUCUCAACAUGCUGAUUGAACUUUUAACCCUUGGUCAGUGUCUGAUGUGACAGACGGACGCAGCAUUCAAAUAAUGUGACGUCAUUUCUGUUCAUGAAGACCAAACAGAGGCAGAAUAAUAUCAACAACAAAAAUCGCCGACGGUGUCAGUCACCAAAGACUUCACACAGCAGCGUGUUGCCAUGCGGCAAGUAGUGUUUACUAUUCUUUAGCACUGUUGCCUCACAGCAGGAAGGUGCUGGGUUCAAUUCCCGGUCUGGCUUCGGGUUAGGUUGGUCCCUUGUGGCGGCGUGCUCAGUUGCAGCAGCUCUGAUCAACCCUCCAUCUGAACUCGGAACUUCGUUGUGCAAAUUCAGUUGUAUAAUGACAAUAAAUAUCCUUUCCUUUUGAAGAACAUUUUUUCACCUUUAAGCAAUUGUUUUGCUUUUGUGCAGUAAAUCUUUUUCUAUUUCUCACUUGAGAGCUCUAAAUAUUGUAAUUAAAACUAAAAUAAAGUUUUGAAA
Molecule: messenger RNA, 2420 nt
Organism: Solea solea (common sole)
Lineage: Eukaryota; Metazoa; Chordata; Actinopteri; Pleuronectiformes; Soleidae
Gene: hsf5
Product: heat shock transcription factor family member 5
Exons: 8
Coding region: 814-1932 (372 amino acids)
Biological process (GO): regulation of DNA-templated transcription
Molecular function (GO): DNA-binding transcription factor activity; sequence-specific DNA binding
Source: RefSeq, a predicted model, not a curated record